Symbiodinium sp. CCMP2456 is the source of this 294-nucleotide messenger RNA. NCBI's taxonomy places the organism in Eukaryota, Dinophyceae, Suessiales, Symbiodiniaceae. The record is from the annotation of a GenBank genome assembly.
AUGGCUAACCUAGCAACCGGGGCUCUCUCCUUGCCCCUGGUGAGCGUCACUUUGCCCUCGUUCGCUUUGGGCCUUUUGAUCACCUUCAAGACCCAGAGCGGGUAUCAUCGCUUCAUCGAGGGCCGGGAGCUCUGGAACGGUUUGGUCCGGGAGUCCCGGUCCCUCUCGAGUCGAAUUCUUCUUCGAGUGCCGGGUACCGCCGGCAUCGAGUGCACGCCGGUCUACGAUGCGCAGCAGUAUGCCCUGAAGCUCAUCCGGUGUUUUGCCAUCGCUUUGAAGUAUCACCUGACUGAG